AUGGGUCUGGACCCUGCGUCCAUAUCACGAGUCUGGGAGGGAGAACGGGUGGAGCGGGAGAUAGCCAUUCUGAAACUCAUAGAGCAUCCUCACGUUUUAAAGCUGCAUGAUGUCUAUGAAAAUAAGAAGUACCUGUACCUGGUGCUGGAGCAUGUGUCUGGGGGAGAACUGUUUGACUACCUGGUGAAAAAGGGCCGGUUAACACCUAAAGAGGCCAGAAAGUUCUUCAGACAGAUCAUCUCAGCCCUGGACUUCUGCCACAGCCACUCCAUAUGCCACAGAGAUUUGAAGCCUGAGAACUUGUUGUUAGACGAGAAGAACAACAUCAGGAUAGCAGACUUUGGCAUGGCGUCUCUGCAGGUCGGGGACAGUCUGCUGGAGACCAGCUGUGGAUCUCCGCACUACGCCUGCCCAGAGGUUAUCAGGGGAGAGAAGUAUGACGGGAGGAAAGCAGAUGCAUGGAGCUGUGGAGUUAUCCUGUUUGCACUUUUAGUGGGCGCCCUGCCUUUCGACGAUGACAACCUGAGGAAUCUUUUGGAGAAGGUGAAGCUGGGAGUUUUCCACAUGCCUCACUUCAUCCCUCCAGAUUGUCAGAACCUUCUGCGCGGUAUGAUUGAGGUGGAUGCCGGCAAAAGGUUCACGUUAGAGCAGAUCCAGAAGCACACGUGGUACCUAGCUGGAAAGAAUGAGCCUGAGCCCGAGCAGCCAGUCCCCAGGAAGGUGGCCAUCAGGAUGCUCUCUGCGACCGAGGAGAUCGACCCAGACGUCCUGGAGAGCAUGCACUCCCUGGGCUGCUUCCGAGACAAGGAGAAACUGACCAAAGACCUGCUGUCUGAGGAUGACAACCAGGAAAAGAUGAUCUACUUCCUGCUGCUGGACCGUAAGGAGAGGUAUCCCAGCCAGGAGGACCAGAACCUGCCGCCACGCAAUGAGAUUGACCCUCCAAGGAAGCGCGUGGACUCUCCCAUGCUGAGCCGUCACGGCAAACGGAGACCGGAGAGGAAGUCCAUGGAGGUGCUGAGUGUCACGGAGGGAGGGUCUCCCGUACCGGUGCGACGAGCCAUCGACAUGGCAACCCACGGUCAGAGAUCGCGGUCGAUCAGCGGCGCGUCCUCCGGUCUGUCCACCAGUCCUCUCAGCAGUCCAAGG
This is a messenger RNA of Micropterus salmoides (largemouth bass), 1149 nucleotides long. RefSeq names its product serine/threonine-protein kinase BRSK2-like. The record is from RefSeq and is a predicted model, not a curated record. Gene Ontology annotation, cellular component: cytoplasm. Gene Ontology annotation, molecular function: ATP binding; tau-protein kinase activity; protein serine/threonine kinase activity. Gene Ontology annotation, biological process: protein phosphorylation; intracellular signal transduction; microtubule cytoskeleton organization. NCBI's taxonomy places the organism in Eukaryota, Metazoa, Chordata, Actinopteri, Centrarchiformes, Centrarchidae.